GCAUGAAACAAAUCAGGAGGCCUCUACGCCACCACUCCUAUACUUUGAAUGAGCACAUACCAAACCAAAAAAGGUCUAGUCAAGUAUUCCACAAACCAUCUAAAUAAAUCACAAUUGUUUUUGGAAUUUGAUUUGUAGAGUAAUAUUAAGUAUAUAUUUUUGCUUCUGAUGGACCAGUGUGUCUUUGGAAAAGAAAAUUAAAAGUACCGUAUUUAAUAAAACGUAUACUGUAUGUCCCUUUGCUGUGCUAACAAAAGAGCAACCAACCCAAACAACCCUUCCUCCAUUCUGAUUGGAAAAUUUCCAAAGAAAAAAAAGGUUGACAAACAUUUCCAGCUGUUUCUUGUAAAACAUAGAGAACUGAGGAAUUGUUUCCACAAUAACAACCAGACAAUUGGUUUCUUGUCAAUGUUCAACUGGCCACACCCUGACAAACGAUUUUAAUACAAAAGCUUUUUUCCCCAUGAGUCCCCUUGGACAACACAUCCAUUUUUAUUUAUCUGAAGUGAAGAGUCCUGCCUUAUCCUCGAUGAUGUCACAACAUCCUUAAAAGAUUCACUCAUUUUCUGGGUUGAUUCAAACUACAGUCGUCAUAGCCGAGUGGGGAGAGACAACAAGGACGUAAGAAUACAACAGAAGCAAUGAAAGAAUAUAUUACUUGUAUUUGUGUUUAUUUUCUGCUCAAUGAUUAAAAACAAAUUAUAUACUGAAGUAUUAUAGUGUAAAUGCACAGUUGAUAGUUUUGAGUGGCUAACUGUUACAGUAUACCGUGAUCACUUCUUUAGUUGUUCUGUCACUGACUGUUCUGACUUUUCUUGUGACAUUAAACGGUUGGAGAUUUUAACUUGCUUUUGUAUUAGGAUGAUGGAAAACUACACGUACAACAGUUUCACACUCCAAGUGGAGGGGCUUCUUCUUUCUGAAGAAAUGACAUAUCCAACGUUCCUGAUCUUCUUGUUCUCCUACAUUUUCAUAAUUGUUACUAAUGUAGGAAUUGUGGUUCUGAUUUUUGUGGACAAAAGUCUUCACCAGCCAAUGUACUUGCUUUUUUCCAACCUACCACUAAAUGACAUUCUGGGAAAUUCUAUCCUAGUGCCUCGUUUGCUGCUAGACAUUUUGCGACCCUCCUCUGAACGACUCAUCAGUUAUUAUGAAUGUGUGGUUCAAGCUUUCACCGCACACACGUACGGGACGACGGCUCAUACUAUUCUCAUCAUUAUGGCAUUUGACAGAUACGUGGCCAUCUGUCAACCACUGCGUUAUGCUUCCAUAAUGACCAACAGAAUGGUGAUCAAGCUGACGGUCUCUGCCUGGGGGGUGGCCUUAGUCUUAGUGUCUGUUUUACUUGGUUUGACUGUAAGACUCAGCAGAUGCAGGACUUUGAUCAAAGGGUCCUACUGUGACAAUGCUUCACUGUUUAAACUCUCCUGUGACAGUGUGGUCAUAAAUAAUGUCUAUGGCCUCACCUUCACUGUGGCUCUGUUCACAGCUUCUAUUGGCAGCAUUGUUUUUACCUACACUAGAAUCACUAUAGUCUGUCUAACCAGUAAGAACAAGUCACUGAACAGUAAGGCCCUGCAGACUUGUAGCACUCACCUGGUACUGUAUUUGAUUUUGGUCAUUUGUGGACUGACUAUCAUUGUUCUCCAUCGCUUCCCUGAGACGUCAGAGUACAGAAAACUCAUGGCCAUUCUGUUUCACAUUAUUACCGGCAGCCUCAACCCAGUUAUAUAUGGAGUACAGUCGAAAGAAAUAAGAAAGUUUCUGUCAAAAAUGUUUUGCUCUCUUUAAAAGGUUAAUUAAAAUUAUAAAAAACAUGUUCGUAGGACACAUAUUCCAUACAGUGGGAAACGUCUGAAGUCAUGUACAAUGAUGGGAUUAUAUCACUGUUGUAAGGAGUAACACUUGGAAUAAAUAUCUGUGUAGGUUCUCAGUUGACAAGGUCAUCUUAUCCAAAAGUAGUUACGUCAAAGGCAACUGGACUAGUAGGUUGCUCCAAAGCCGUUUCACCGCUCAUACAAGAGGUUUCUUCACUGCUCGGAAGUUUCUGCUAUUUAACCUUGUAGAGGCUGAACACCUGAAAGCGAGGGCCGUUGGGGAGAACAGGGGGAAGCCAGAUGGUUCAUAAAUGGAGUGAAGGAAGCCAUCUAUGUCAACCUGGAGAAACUCAAUAGAGGAGGCGGUCUAAGACAUUGUUUCCCAAAGACUGUAUCGUGACCCUCAGAAGCGACCGUUCUUUUGGGUCGUCUCGCAUCAUGUUUCCCAGGAGUUUAUGAAUAAUGUGUGACUUUUAAAAUAUGGGUUCCCAGAAAAAAAUGGGAAACACUGGUCUAAGACAUAACCUAUCAUCCACCUACAAUGUGGUCCUGAGUUGUCCCACUUCCAUAUACCACCGCAGACAGACCCCAGUCAUGGUUCCACACCUCAAACUUUUGACCACAACAGUCUCCCCACUUUUGGUAUUGGUUUAAUAUCACCAAUGUGUCCUGGAU
Molecule: messenger RNA, 2492 nt
Organism: Cynoglossus semilaevis (tongue sole)
Lineage: Eukaryota; Metazoa; Chordata; Actinopteri; Pleuronectiformes; Cynoglossidae
Product: olfactory receptor 146-like
Exons: 1
Coding region: 862-1791 (309 amino acids)
Biological process (GO): detection of chemical stimulus involved in sensory perception of smell; G protein-coupled receptor signaling pathway
Cellular component (GO): membrane
Molecular function (GO): olfactory receptor activity; odorant binding; G protein-coupled receptor activity
Source: RefSeq, a predicted model, not a curated record